Messenger RNA from Diprion similis, 1957 nucleotides. Its product is annotated as mitoferrin-1. Gene Ontology annotation, biological process: iron import into the mitochondrion. The coding region runs from base 568 to 1596 and encodes 342 amino acids. Lineage: Eukaryota; Metazoa; Arthropoda; Insecta; Hymenoptera; Diprionidae. The record is from RefSeq and is a predicted model, not a curated record. The transcript is spliced from 5 exons. Gene Ontology annotation, molecular function: ferrous iron transmembrane transporter activity. Gene Ontology annotation, cellular component: mitochondrial membrane.
UUGAUAUUCUAACCUAGCUAACAUAGAACGAAGCUAUUGUAACGCGGUUAUCUUAAUGAAAUGCGAAAAGGUCAUAGCAUCCGAGUGUCCGAAUAUGUUUAAUUCAAUGUUAAUUGACCGUUGCGAUCCCAAUCCGAUCGCGUCAUUUUUCAACUAGCAUAAAAGACAGUGAUUAAACCUUGCCGAGGUGGGGGACUCGGAAAGAGACUCGCUGAUUCUCACGACCACUACUAACCGUCUCCUCAUUUCUACACGACUAACGCGAGCGGCCGCAUGGUGCAUGUGCGGAGGAGGCCGAGCUCGCUUUAAAAUCGAGCAAGUCGAAAGUGUCGGCAACGAUACGGGAAGUUAUGAGGCUAUCAAACUCCUUGGAUAUUCACCAGUAAAACGUGAUCGAGCGUAAGUGCAGUGACUGCAAAUACCGAGUGAUUUUUCUUCCUCUUCUGAUUUUGCUGCUCCUGCUGCUGCUUGUACUGUUACCAAAUCAUCGAGGAGCCGAUCAGCCAGGCGCGACUCGGGACCGACCGUUUCUCUUAUUCAAUCCUAACCAUUCGGCGCCGGUGAAGAAUGAAUGUCGACGAAUACGAAAGCCUGCCAACGGCUUCCGUCGCCGUCCACAUGACAGCGGGUGCCCUCGCCGGCAUUAUGGAGCAUUGCGUAAUGUACCCGUUGGACAGCGUCAAGACAAGAAUGCAAGCGUUGACACCUGGCCCAGGUGGAGGUGGCGGAGUCGGCGCGGUUCUGAGCAGAAUGGUGAGACAGGAAGGACUUUUAAGGCCCAUUAGAGGCAUGGGAGCAGUUGUCGUGGGAGCAGGUCCUGCGCACGCCCUUUACUUUUCCUGUUACGAGUGGCUGAAAGAUCACAUGCUAGGACCGCGAUUGCCUCCGCAAGUCAAUCAUCUCGUUUACGGUGCCGCGGGUUGCGUUGCUACAGUUCUUCACGACGGAGUCAUGAAUCCAGCAGAAGUGGUAAAACAGCGACUGCAAAUGUACAACUCACCCCAUCGAAACGUGAUGGAAUGCUUACGGCAUGUUUAUAAAACCGAGGGAAUUGGAGCUUUUUACCGAAGUUAUACAACCCAGUUGGCAAUGAACGUACCUUUCCAGAGCAUUCACUUCAUUGCUUACGAAUAUGCGCAAGCCUGGACAAAUCCUGAUCACACCUAUAACCCUGCAGCUCAUAUGAUUUCAGGUGCUAUGGCAGGUGCGAUCGCAGCUGCAGCUACGACGCCGUUGGACGUAUGUAAGACGUUAUUAAAUACGCAACAAGGUGGCGCUCAAGUUGAAGGAAUGCGGGAUGCAUUCAGAACAGUAUACAAGUUUGGCGGGUUCCAAGGUUAUUUCAGGGGUCUUAACGCUCGCGUACUUUAUCAAAUGCCAGCAACAGCUAUUUGUUGGUCGACAUACGAGUUUUUCAAGUACGUGCUACACGGCAAGCAGGAUGAUGUUCACAGUCUGUACGGCGAAGUGGAAAGUACCGAAAGUCAGACGCAAUCGCACAGUUUGACCACAAGACCCAGCAGUUUUCAAGGAGCCAGCGUAUAUUUCAAUAACCAAUCUCCUGGCCCGGUCUUGCUAGAUGUGACUAGAAGUUAGGUAUCCCUCCACAGAUCGCACGUUGAAAUUGAAACUUUCAUUGGGAAAGUUCAAAUUGCUGACUUUAUACAUUUCGAGAGUUUAUUAUUAUCGAUUUUAGAACGAUAUUUUGUUAUCCCAAUUGUUGAUACGAUAUUAUGUAUUAUGUAUAAUGCGUGUAAAAGUGGAGGAUAGAAAGCAAGAUAGAGUCGAGUGCAGGUCACUGGCUCGACGGAACGGUAUCUAUCUGUUUUCCACUUAGUAAUCGGCAUGACUUUGGAGAGCACUUUUUAUCACAUUACCUAUUUACCUAAAAUACGACUCGUUAAAUGCCAGACUAAUUAAAUUAGGAGAGAGAUUUUAAAGUAACUAGAUUUGUUUC